Acanthamoeba castellanii str. Neff is the source of this 714-nucleotide messenger RNA. RefSeq names its product Lysozyme, putative. Gene Ontology annotation, biological process: signal transduction; cell wall macromolecule catabolic process; cell-cell adhesion. The record is from RefSeq and is a predicted model, not a curated record. Gene Ontology annotation, molecular function: lysozyme activity. The coding region runs from base 1 to 714 and encodes 237 amino acids. Lineage: Eukaryota; Discosea; Longamoebia; Acanthamoebidae. The transcript is spliced from 6 exons.
AUGAAGUCCACCUCCGUUCUUGUGGUGGUUGCGAUAGUUCUGGCCUCCUUCGCAGCUCUGCCGCCGGCCGAGGCUGCCAAAGGGCUCGACGUCUCCCUGCAGGACUGCGCUUCGAUCACUCCGGCCCAGUGGCGCUGCUUGAGGGAGCAGGAGGGCUUUUCGUUUGCCAUCAUCGAAGCCUGGAACGGCGGCUUCCAGCUCAACCAAAAGCUGGCCUACUGCGUGAGCAACGCUUGGGCUGCUGGGUUUGCGCAUGUCGACAUCGUACACUACUACGCGUUCCUGUGUCCCAACUGCGGCGGCAACAACCCGCCCGCGAACGCCGUGAGCGCAAUCGACAACUACCUGAAGAGCAACAACGUCCAGUACGGCCAGCUCUGGUUCGACAUUGAGCAGUGCACGGGGUGCUGGAACGACGACGCGUCCAACUUUGCGUUCAUCAAGCAGGCCGUGGCGUCGGCCCAAAGGCUGGGGAUGAGCGUGGGCAUCUACUCCUCCGACUACGAGUGGGGUGCAACCGUCGGUGCGAGCACUCGCGGGUUCCCUGGGCUGCCGCUGUGGUACGCCCACUACGACAACAUGCCCUCGUUCAACGACGCCUGGGCCUACUCGUUCGGCGGCUGGACGCGUCCCGCGAUCAAGCAGUACUAUGACCGCGACAGCGGCGCCUGCGGCGUUACCAACAUCGACCUCGACUGGUACCCCGACAACUGA